Molecule: messenger RNA, 6000 nt
Organism: Lucilia sericata (common green bottle fly)
Lineage: Eukaryota; Metazoa; Arthropoda; Insecta; Diptera; Calliphoridae
Molecular function (GO): guanyl-nucleotide exchange factor activity
Source: RefSeq, a predicted model, not a curated record
GAUGAUGAUGAAAAACAUGUAGAACAAUUAGUAGAUUCUAAACAAAUGGAGUCUCAUAUUGCUGCUCUGAUUGACAGGCAUCUUGCAUGCAUUUAUCCCGUCUUUACUCAAACAACACGUGCAGUUUUAAUACGUGAGGCACGUGACGUUCUCGUGAAGAUCUAUCACGGUUGUUUGACAACAUUUGAACGGCAAUUCCUAUGUAAAUUUACAGAGAUCGCUGUCAUGCAGGAACGUCAUCGUGUCGGUGAGGCUUUAAUUUGGUGUCAAGGAUGGCCUCUAGUAACACCUAUUGGCGAAGUUAUACUUCAUUUGGGGGGCCUUGAUGACGUUGAAGUUAAAUCUGCAGAAAUAUAUUUAUGCGUUAAAACAGCUGAAACGAAUAAAGAACCUCAAUUAUGCCGUUUGGCGUACGCCAACAGAGAACCCUUUAAUCGACACAUUAACAACACUACUACUGCUGCAACAAAAACAACAACAACGACAACUGUAGAAUCAGGGUCAACUUUGAAAAGUUGUCAACUUGAUUACCAAGAUCACACAUUGUACCUGAGCACAUUAGCACUCGAAAUGUUAAGUGACGAUUUGCCACAAAUCUUACAGAGUCUACUGAUAGGCGUGGAGAAUAGUCUUGAGCGUUUAUCGCUCAAUCAACUACCACAAAUACCAUUUAGUGGUGGUGGUAAUGGUGGCGAUACAAGUUGUCAUAAUAAUUCAUCUGCCAACACCACAGCAACUGGUACAUCACAAACAUCCUCAUCAUCAUCAUCAUUAAGAGAUGAGAAAAAUCAUUAUGGUACGCUUAACGGUAGACUCCAAUUGCCAAAUUCACCGAAAUGUGCAUUAAGACGCAGUGAAUUAAUUACCAAAAAUAAAUUACACAACAACAAAUACAUGCUGAGACGUUUGACCAAUCGUCAGGAUAGUAUGAAUUCAACGUCUUCGGGUAAUAGCAGUGCCAGUGGUUUGAGUAACGCAUCAAGUGAUAGCGAUUCUUAUGCCAAAAGUCAUCUAAUAAACAGCAUUAAUAACAGAAAUAUUAGCAGCGGCAACAACAACCACAACAAUAGCCAUAAAAUAUUACAACAACAACAUCAGCAGCAACAACAACAAUACCACAAACUGAAACCAAAAACCAAUGAACUGAAUUCACCUGCCUUGCCAAGAUUUUGUUUAGGUAAUUCAUUUCCACACAUCGACAGUGAUGAAGAGAAUACCGAAGAUAAACGCAAUUCAUUAACUGAUGAUCAAUUGGAAAGUGAAAUUAUACCGCCAAAUUUAAUUACCGAUUUACCCGAAAAACUACUUUUAUCUGGCAUCUAUUUACCUGGAACCCGUGAUUUAAAUGGAAAUCCGUUAGUUACAGUCGAUGCCGAAAGCGUUGUUGCUGCUGGCCUAAAUUGUUAUGAAAUUGCAACUUUACUUUUAUACUAUAGCACAAUACCGGAAGGUUGUGUGCAAAGCAGCAAUCAUUUAAAUGGUAAGACUACGAUAUCAAAUGCAGCUCAAAGAUCACAACCAACAAUAACAGCAUCAACAUUAGUUGCAACCACAGCCCCAGCAUCAGCAACAUUACAACAAUCAAAUCAAUUAACAACAUCACAAUAUGCUGCAACAACAGCAAAUACACAAUUGUCAACGAAAACAACGGUGACAACAUCUACAAAAGCAACAUGUACCUCCUUAAAUGACAACAACAACAGCAGCAGCAUGCAACUAAAACAACAAACUGAACAUUUACAAACACAACAGCAGCAGCAGCAACAGCAACAUCAAGUAACAUUUACAAUUUUAAUUGCCAUCGAAAAAUCGCAACACCUGUGCGUAAUCGAUUUAAUUAGCCAAAGUUUAAAACUCCUAACACGGCAUAUUGCGUAUUGUGAAUUACUUGCCAUUUGUCUCGAUACCAAUUUACUGCCAACGUCAAAUAAAAUGAAAUCACCAACACAUAUGAUCAAAUUCAUUAGUAUUGAUGAAGUCACGACAAGUGUUGCACCAUCUCAGACACCUAGUGGACGUCUAUGUGGUUUACAUCAUCAUGACGCACGAAAGUGGCGUGAUUUCUUCAUGCAGUAUGAACCAUUUUAUAAUCAGUGUACGGGUGCAGCACAUCGUUUGGUGGCUGCUUUAAAUGACAUACGCCAUGCUGACCUACAAGGUUUGCCAACCAGGCGUCAGUUGUAUGCUCAGCAUAGAGCUUUGAGUCGUGCUCUCAUGGAUUCUGAAUUGCAUAAUUUGCGCAAACGUAGCACAGCCACCAUGAUACGUUUACAGGAGCUGGCGAAAAGUAUUAACGGUCACAUUAAUAGCAACAGUAAUGUUGGUUACAGUGGCAGUUUAAAGAGCACCGCAACUAUUGGUAGCAGUAGUAGCAGUAUAUAUAAUCGUAACAAGAUCAUGGGUAGCGGUAGCAGCAGUUAUAGCUUUAAUUACCAAAGCAACCAAAAUCAAAGUCAGAUUAGUCACAAUAUUUCAACAAUAGCAACCAAAUCAUCAUCAUCAACAACAUCAGUAUCAUCCAAACAAGCAGCAGCAGCAACAGCAACUUUAUUACAAACCCAACAUACCAAUACAACAAAUCCCAUCAUUAAGUCAUUCAUUUAUUCAUCUAACUCACAAACUUCUACCACCACAGCUAGUCGUGUAAGCGCCAAUUAUACCAGCAACAGCAGCAACUUUAUCCACAACAAUAAUAAUAGCAACAGUGUUACAGCAACAACAACAACAACAUCAACGACCACUGGUAACAUUGAUGUUGCAAUUAGACUACAGAAGGUAACAUUAUUAUUCAAUGAAAUUGAUCGUGCCGCCAAGCGUCUGGAACAACUCACCGAACAACGACGCGAACAUUUACGCGAAUUAACACGCCAACGUGCUCUUGAAGAUGAAAUUAAUGAGGUAACUUCUUGGAUAACAAGUGAUGGCAGUGAGUCACUGCAACGAUUUAUAAAUUUGGAAUUGGAUUUUGAAACCCCCAUGAAGGAACUCGAACAUGAAUUCGAAAAAUACUACUUUAUAUCAAUGAAACAUUUAGCUAAAGGACGAGAUCUACAUUUAGCAGCUGCCUGCAUGGAAUCUCUUAAGGAAAGUUCGCUAAACCUGAAAAAAGCUCUCGAUAAUUUUGCGGAAAAACUCGAAAUAGCUCGAGAGCGCAUAGAGGGUGCCACACGUUUAUAUCAUCUCGUACAUCUUCAUAUGCUCGAUGAAAAUAUGCAACACGAAAUGGAACGUUUAGCUGGACUCUACGGCACAAAAGGACUUUUAGAAAAAUAUCUCGAAAAGGAAAAUGAGAGAUCGAAACCAAAACCGGAUAGUUUAAAUUUACAUAUCAAUCAUAAUAGCAGCAUGCAAAAAUCAUUAACACAAAUCGUAACAAGUACGCCGGAUACAAAUAAAAUACGUGCCAUAAGUCACAGGUCAAGUUAUGGUACUGGUUCAUUUGAGAGUCCCGCAUGUCAAUGUUGGCGCGAUAGUCGAAAUCUAGAUGAAAUGGAUGAAAUGUUGGAUAACGAUGAGGAGGAAGGGCGUUCGAAAAUUGCCGAUUCAGGAGUGGGAGAAUGUCAACGUUGUGAGGGGAAUCCGAAAUUUACCAGAGUGUGUUCAUGCCAAAGUCUCAACGAGGAAUCAGAGAAUUUAUAUGAAAAACAUGAUGAACUCGAUGAUGAAUGCUUCGAGCAACCAUCUAAACAUUAUAUUAAUGUCCAUUCACCCUGGGAGGCCAAUAAACAUUUACAAUGUUAUGCCUCCACAUUCGAAUUGCCCAAAUUAGAAGAACUCAGCUGCCUAGAUCCAAAAAUACAAAAAACGCUCCUAUUGAUCAUGCGCGAGAUGAUUGGCACGGAACGUGAUUAUGUACGUUCAUUGUAUUAUGUCAUUGAAAACUAUAUUGAUGAAUUGUUGCGCGAUGAUAUACCACAAUCGCUGCGCGGUCAACGCAAUGUUAUCUUUGGUAAUAUUGAGAAGAUUUUCGAAUUUCAUAAUAAUCAUUUUCUUGCGGAACUGGAACGUUACGAACAUAAUCCGCUGAAAGUUGGUGCCGCAUUCCUGCAAAUGGAAUCGAAAUUUUAUUUAUAUGCUUUAUAUAAUAAAAAUAAACCAAAAAGUGAUACACUGAUGAGUGAAUAUGGAACUGCUUUCUUUAAGACUAAACAAAUCGAACUCAAUGAUAAAAUGGACUUGGCUUCAUACCUGCUAAAGCCAGUGCAGCGAAUGGGUAAAUAUGCUUUACUUUUACAGCAAUUGGUAAAAGCCUGCAGCACAGUACAGGGCUCGGCAUUACAAGAAAUUGCAGCCGAUGUUGAAGAAUUGCAAAAAGCCGAAGAAAUGGUUAAGUUUCAAUUGCGACAUGGCAAUGAUCUAUUGGCCAUGGAUUCGCUGAGAGACUGUGAUGUCAAUGUCAAAGAACAGGGACGUCUCUUGAGACAAAAUGAAUUUUUAGUGUGGCAGGGUAGGGGUGGUAAGAAAACAUUACGACAAAUUUUCCUAUUCGAAGAAUUGGUAUUAUUCAGUAAAGCCCGAAGAUUUCCGGACCAUAAGAAUCUUGAUAUUUAUAUUUACAAGAAUAGCAUUAAAACUUCGGAUAUAGGUUUAACUGCUCAUGUGGGUGAUUCACCUACAAAAUUUGAAAUUUGGUUUAGAAAACGUAAACCCGAAGAUACAUUUACCCUGCAAUGCAUGUCAGAAGAUAUAAAAAAUGCCUGGACAGAGGAAAUUUCAAAGUUAUUAUGGCAACAGGCGAAAAGAAAUCGAGAAAUUCGCCUAGCUGAAAUGUCUUCAAUGGGCAUUGGCAGUAAACCAUGUUUGGAUAUAAGACCUAGUAAUAAUCAAAUUAAUGAUCGUUCGAUUACUAUUACCCAAUUAGGAAAAGCACCCAAAUUGCGUCAUUCAUUUGUGGGCUUGCACACCGACCAAAUAAAAACUUCACGUCGUCCCAACUCCCUAAUAUCGGAAAGUUCUUUAUCUAGUGGCACUAGCAGUUCUUCACUUAGUAAAUCCUCCACUUCAUCAUCAUCGUCAUCUGCCCAUCACCACCACCACAGCAACAACAACAACAAUCACCAUAAUCAUCAUCAUCAGCAGCAGCAUCACAGUCAACAGCAACAUCAUGCGAAUCAAGCUCUUGAGCUAAUUAAUGAAUGUCAAACCCUGGCUUUAGAGAGCAAUACUGACAAUUGCAACAGACCCCAACAACUUAUGACCAACACUAUGAGCAGUGGUUUUAGCAGUCAGAGUGGUGCUGGUACUUUAAAUUCCCGACAUCGUAAUCAUCAUAAACGUUCGACAACUAUCGUUAGUCAACUAUCAAUGGAAAGUGGUAUAAUAUCAGAUAUAUGCAUGACACCCGAUCAGGAUAAUAAUGAUGUAUUAACAACAUGGCCCUCCAUCCAUCCAACAGAUGCCAUAGUAUCCCCCACAACAGGUGGACAGAAAUACACACACAAAACUUAUUCAUCAAAUACUUUGGGUAAGAAAUUGGAAUCACAUUAUCAUCAUUCGCAACAGCAACAACAACAUCAGCAAUAUAAGGAAUUGAAAUUGGAGGAAAAUUUAGAACACACGAGUUGAACAUUGUUUCUUUCUAAGUAUUUAAUAAAUCAAUGAUGACCUUUUUAUUAAUAAACUUUAAACAUUUUAUAUUAUACGAAAUUAAUUAAUUAAAGCUAAAAACGAAAAAAAAAUAUAUAUAUAUGGAAAAUUUAAGAAUCAGUGAAUUUAUUUAUAUGUACUCGUUUUAUUAUUUUUUAUUUCAUUAACUACUUUUUUUAGUUUUUGUCAUUAUUUAUACAUUUAUUUAUAUAUUUCAUUAUUGUUUAUUGCAUUUUUUUGUUAUUUAUUAUUUUUUUAUUUUUAUGGCUCAUUUCUCUCUGUUAUCUUUAUAGUUUUCUUUUUGCUUUAAAAAAAUCUUUAUAUCUUUUUCGAUUUUGAAUUCAGAAUGUAUUAUGUUAAGAUUUUUUUAAAUUUUUUAAAGUGUUUUAUAAAAAUUUAUACUUAAUUGAGUAA